Molecule: messenger RNA, 1385 nt
Organism: Caenorhabditis sp. 36 PRJEB53466
Lineage: Eukaryota; Metazoa; Nematoda; Chromadorea; Rhabditida; Rhabditidae
Source: the annotation of a GenBank genome assembly
AUGAGUUUCACUUUCAUCGAUAUUGAUUCCGAGUCAGAGAAUCUGGGUCAGUGUUGUGAGAUUGUCCGUUUUGAUCCGUUACGCCCCACAACUCUAUGGAUUCUUCUUUAGCGAUGACAGAACGAGUACGUUCCCGACACAAGAAACAACGGCUGCCGCACACAUCAGAAGACGUUAUGGCCUACGAGCCGGAAGUCGAUUUCUCGACUGCCGGCGGUCAUUUUCCGCGAGUCUAUCUGCCUCCGGAGCAAGAAGUGAAAAACAGCGACGAAGAUGACGAGUACGACGAGGAAGACUACGCCCAUUUGUUGCCAGAUCCUGUCAGUUUUCACUAAUCAUUGGACUUCACUAACACGAGCGCACCGUACACUGAACACUUAUCGGGAAUGCAAAGAAAAGAGCAAGUGCCGUAGAAAAGUGAAAGAAUUAUUCAAUUUCAGAAUGUGGAUCCGAACGCGAGUUGGUGGAAAAGGACGCACACCACGUUGAAAGGAGACAUCUCAUCGAUACUCCUGCUCUUAUUCCUUUACCUUCUUCAAGGUGUUCCUCUCGGUUUGAUAGGAGCUGUCCCUCUUCUUCUCUCUAGCAAACAUGUCUCUUACUCAGAACAAGCCAUAUUCUCAUUUGCAUAUUGGCCUUUCAGGUAAGAUCUCCUUGUAAUCACACCAAAAAAACAUACUUUCUUUUCAUUUUCAGUUUGAAAUUAUUAUGGGCCCCAAUUGUCGACUCGGUGUAUUCAAAAAAGCUGGGAAGGAGGAAAUCGUGGAUGGUUCCUUGCCAGUACCUCAUCGGAUUAUUUAUGCUGUUCCUUUCGUACAAAGUGAAAGAUAUCAUGGGCGAAAAAGACGGCGCCUCCCCGAAUGUUGUAUUCCUGAUGCUCAUCUUCCUGCCCCUCAACUUUUUGGCCGCCACUCAGGAUAUCGCCGUCGACGGAUGGGCACUUACAAUGCUUUCGAAGUGAGCACAUUUCCUUGUUUUUUGCCAAAUUGAAACCUGUUUUCAACACAGUUUCUCACGUUCUAGCCUUUCUGAGAUCAAACUUCUAUUCGAAGUGUUUUCUAAACAAACAUUCGUCAAGGACGUGUUAAGAAUGCGUGAAUGGACUAGAAUUGGUGUUGUUUUAUCAAAUUAGAGUAUUAAAACAGUUGAUAACGGAUCUCAUUUGCAGGAAGAACGUCGGAUACGCAUCAACCUGCAAUGCUGUCGGUCAAACUGCCGGCUUCUUCCUCGGAAACAUCGUUUUCUUGGCUCUCGAGUCCGCCAGCUUCUGCAAUGAUUUCCUGCGCUCGAAAGACAACCAGAAGGACACGGGACUCAUCGAUUUGGCAGGUGGGCGCUUCCGAAAAAACAAGAACAAAAAAGAGAAAAGUUGUCUGGCGAAGUGA